AUGAGGUUCUCAACUUUUGUGAAGCAAUCUGAGCUUGUGCUAGCCAGGCUUAAGUCAAUUGAAGCAAAAGUGCUUGCUAUCGAAAAGGAACCUAUCACUCCUCAACUUAUAACAAAGCUCACUCUUUUGGAUUCCACCGCUACAGCCAAAAAUAAUGAUUUUGACAAAUUAGUGAAUAAGUUGUUCGGCACUGUGCCUUUACCUGAGGAAUUAGAUGAAAGUGAAAAUAUCACUACAAUUUCAACAUUACAAGAUGAAAUAAGUGAUCUCUAUGUGUCUAUUCACUCUUUGUGUGUGAACUUGAUACCUUCCCCAAGCUCUAACCAGUCGAGCCAGCCAAACCUGGAUGAUUCCAAUGCAGCUAUCAGCCAAGUAGCUACAACUAAGAGUCGAAGUGAUAACUCUGUAACUCCUAAGUUAGAUGAGUUAACCAAGUACAUUGAGUCUCACUGCGUAAAUCUUGAAGCAGCUAAUCUUACUAAUGUGGGAUCAUCUCUUAAGGGUAACACAGACAAACGAGCUCCAAGUUCUGACUCAAAUAAAAAUGAAUCUGGUUUUGUUGGUUUGACAAAUACAGAGAACACAGUUCUUCUUGCCACUGCUUUAAUUGUGGUAAAAUCAAGCGAAGGUAAGACCCUAGUUUGUAGGGGAGUUUUAGAUUCUGCUGCUCAGUCUACCUUCAUUACUCAAAGAUGUGCUCAGUCUUUAGGGAUUAAGCGCUCUCAUGCUAAUAAAACGCUUAUUAAUGGCAUCUCGUCUGCUCAGGUGAAAACAAAAGGGUUAACUCAUGUCACUCUCCAGUCCCUUAGUGGAUAUGUAUUGCCAAGCUCUCACCCUGUCUUCAUUUUGGAUAAUAUCACUCCAGAUUUACCUCGAGCUAAGAUCACUCCUGAAGUUCGCUCACAGAUGCAACAUUUAAUGUUAGCCGAUCCUACUUUUGAUAAACCCGCUCCUAUUGAUGUUCUAAUUGGAGCUGACCUUUUUGCCUCCUCUGUGAAAGGCCAGUUUUUGUCACUUGGUGAGAAUAUGCCUGUAGCAAUUGACACCAUUUUUGGAUAUGCGCUCUUAGGAUCGACCCCUGUUGCCUCAACUUGCAAAAAUUCAUUUCAUGGCUUAGUCACACUCUUAACCACCAAAAGUUUGGAUCUUCACACCUCUAUCCAACAGUUUUGGGCUGUAGAGGAACCCCCACUUACAAGCAAGCAAUCCUUAGCCGAAGAAAAAUGUGAAAAACAUUUUGUAUCUACGCACUCUCGCACUCCUGAAGGAAGAUAUAUUGUCUCUUUGCCUUUCUCAGACGAUCCGUCAACAUUAGGCAACUCGAGCAAAAUGGCAAAAUCCCUAUUCUGGUCUCUGGAGAAUAAAUUUCGUUCUAAUCCUGAUUUCAAGGAAACUUAUGUUGAUUUUAUGAGAGAUUACUUGUCUUCGGGACAUAUGACACUCUGUCAGUCACCACGUCUUAAAAAUAAUCCUCAUUACUACCUUCCACAUCAUGGAAUUUUUAAAGAUGGAAAAUUAAGGGUAGUAUUCAACGCAUCAGCACCUACAUCAACAUCUCUGUCUCUCAACAGUAUUCUUCAUCAAGGACCAAAACUCCACAACAACAUAUGUGACAUCAUUCUCAACUUUCGCCGACAUGCGGUUGUUUUUUCAUGCGACAUCAAGCAGAUGUUUCAACAAGUCCUUGUAAAGGAAUCUGAUCAGAUAUUUCAACUUAUUUUCUGGAGAGAGAAUGAUAAAAUGCCUCUUCAAAUCUAUCAGCUAGCGACUGUCACUUAUGGGCUCACAUCAUCGCCCUACUUGGCAAAUCGUGUCAUUCAACAACUCAUUAUUGAUGAAGGAAAAAAUCAUCCUCUAGCCGCAACUGCUCUAAAGGAUCAGAUUUAUGUCGAUGACGCCCUAUUGGGUAGUAAUUGCGUAGAAAACGCUCUUUUGUUGAAAAAUGAUGUGGUUCAGUUACUCAAAAAAGGAGGUUUCGAGUUAAGAAAAUGGUCUUCGAAUAAUCCAUUACUCUUACAGUCGAUCCCUGAAGAUCACAAAGAAAAACCUAUUGGUUUUCGAGCUCCCGAACAACCAGUUCAUAGUGUUUUAGGACUUAAAUGGAUUCCUAAUGAAGAUGUUUUUUCUUAUUCUGUAGGAACUCAAAAUAUUAAGGAAACUCCUACAAAAAGAAUUGUUUUAAGUGUGAUAUCACAGAUCUAUGACCCGUCAGGAUGGUUAACUCCUGUAACCUUCUGGUCCAAAUCCUUCAUGCAAUACUUAUGGACACUUGGUCUCGAUUGGGAUGAACCCCUAGACGACAGCGUUAUAUCAGUUUGGAACAAGUUCGCCAAUGAACUUCCAUAUAUUGAAAUGCUCAAGAUACCUCGCUACGUGGGACUUUCUUCAGCUAAAGAUAUUCAGCUACAUGCUUUUUCUGAUGCAAGUGAAGCAGGAUAUUGUAGUUGUGUUUACCUGAGAGUUGUAAAUUCACAAGGAAUUAUAUCGACUUAUCUUCUGAUAGCGAAGUCAAGAGUCGCACCUCUGAAGCGUAUUUCCAUACCUCGCUUGGAGCUCUGCGGAGCACACCUGAUGUCUAAGCUCCUAAAUUACUGUAUACAACUUCUCUCACCUCACUGCAAGAUUAGUUCAUACACAGCUUGGUGCGAUUCCACAAUCGUGCUUUCAUGGAUUGGCAUGCCCUCUUAUCGACUCAAGGUUUAUGUGUCAAAUCGAGUUGCAGAAAUACAGGAAAAUAUCCCACCUUCAUUUUGGCAACAUAUUUCAUCACUAGAAAAUCCAGCGGAUGUUGGGUCAAGGGGUACCGCCCCACAAGAUUUGAUUAACCACACACUUUGGUGGAAUGGACCUGUCUGGUUGUGUAACUCUGAAGAAAAUUGGCCAAAGUCUGUCUGUAAAUCUUUACCUGAAGAGUCUAUCCCUGAAACUAAGAUUCUCACAGUUAACACUCUCUCUGCUGUUCCGGAUGAACCAUUUUCUCUCCUCACUCGCUUCUCAUCUUGGACAACACUACUUCAUGUUUCCGCAUACCUGCUGCGCUUCAUUCAUAACACCAGAAAUAAAGUUAAACAAAUUGGGAAUUUAACUUCUCAGGAGAUAAAAGAGGCUCAUAACCUGAUUUGUAAAUUGGUUCAACGAGAAUAUUUUUCUGAAGAAAUCUCAUGUUUGAAAUCCAAUAAACCUUGCUCUGUACGCAUUAGACGCCUAGCUCCUUAUCUGGAUAAAGAUGGCCUCAUUCGAGUAGGGGGAAGAAUAAACAAGGCUGAUAUCUCUGAAGAUCACAAACACCCCGUCUUGCUACCUAAAGGUCAUAGAUGUAAACCUCCUCAUUCUUCUCCACUCAUGGGGGAAUUACCUAUGAAUCGAGUUACACCUUCAAGGCCAUUUUCCAUAUCUGGUGUAGAUUAUGCAGGACACUUCUUUGUGAAGCAACAUCUACUAAGACGAGUUCAACCUAUCAAGGUUUAUAUUUGUAUAUUUAUUUGCUUCUCUACUAAGGCGGUACACAUAGAAGUAGUAACCGACCUAACAGCGGAUGCCUAUUUAGCCGCUCUUACCAGAUUUGUCUCCAGACGAGGAAUCGUUUCAGAUAUUCACUGUGACAAUGCUACAAAUUUCACAGGUGCAUCCGAAAAACUCAGACGCAACUUUGAAAAUUUAAUCAAGGAUUCCACAGUACAAUGCUACGCUGAGAAUUUCAAUAUUAAAUUUCACUUCUUACCUCCACAUGCACCUCAUCAGGGAGGCCUUUGGGAGAGGGCCGUCAAAAGUGUGAAAUUUCACCUAAUAAGAGUCAUUGGACAACAGACCCUGUCACUGGAAGAGUUUUCGACUUUAAUCACCCGUAUUGAAGGAAUGAUGAACUCUAGGCCUAUAACUCCUCUUUCUUCUGAUCCCUCGGACCUAGAAGCUUUGACGCCAGGUCAUUUUUUAGUUGGUGGUCCUCUUAUGACACCUCUUGAACCUGACUUGCGUAGCAUUCCUAUCAACCGAUUAAAACGCUGGCAGUUAGUCCAACAGUUCAGUCAACAUAUCUGGGCUCGCUGGCAGAAAGAGUAUCUGUACACUCUUCAAGAGAGAAAUAAAUGGGUCAACCCCAAGAAGAAUAUUGAAGUCAAUGACUUGGUUGUCAUUCAUGAAGACAACUUGCCUCCACUCUCCUGGAAGCUUGGACGAGUUCUCUCCGUUUCACCUGGUACUGAUGGAAUAGUACGGGUCGUGCACCUGAAGACCGCAAGUGGACACCUCUCUCGUCCUGUGACAAAGGUGUCUGUCCUUCCUAUGGAAUAG
Molecule: messenger RNA, 4290 nt
Organism: Macrosteles quadrilineatus (aster leafhopper)
Lineage: Eukaryota; Metazoa; Arthropoda; Insecta; Hemiptera; Cicadellidae
Exons: 4
Coding region: 1-4290 (1429 amino acids)
Biological process (GO): DNA integration
Molecular function (GO): nucleic acid binding
Source: RefSeq, a predicted model, not a curated record